CAGAGACAGAGUGUCAGUUAAGGAGUCUCUGAUAUCUGUCUGAGUUGGUGUUCAUCUGUGAACUGAGCUCAGAAUGAAGAUCCUCCUCAUCUUCACCCUCUUCCUGAUUUCAGUAGGUGGAGGAGAAUCAGAGAGAGUGACAGGAUAUUCAGGAGGAGGAGUCCUCAUCAAGUGUACAUAUGAGACACAAUACACAUCAAACCAGAAAUAUCUCUGUAAGGGUUCACUGUUAAUCUGUGCUGACCAAAUCAAGACAGGAGUUAAAAAUGAGUGGAUAAAUAGAGGAGAUUCUCACUGUUUGAUGACACCAGAGCUGCACAGUUCUGGGUGGUGAUCAGAGAGCUCACUGUAGAGGAUUCUGGAAUGUACCACUGUGGAGCUGAGAAAUAUUUCGCCAUUAUCAUCCAUACACCAGUUCAACUGAAUGUGAAGGAAGAUCUGUCCUAUGAGAAGAGCAUCAGUGUGAUUGGCCAUGUAGGAGAAAGUGUGAACAUCAGCUGCAAAUACCCACAAUCCCACAGCAGUGACCCCAAGUUUCUCUGUAGGAGAGUGGACACUGCUGACUGUAAUUAUGAAACAUCUGUUAAAGAGAGCAGAAGAUGGAUAAAUGAGGGAAAACUGUAUCUACAUGAUGAUGGAAAGCAGAUCUUCACUGUGAGCAUCAGCAGUCUGACUGAGGGAGACUCUGGUGAAUACUGGUGUGGAGCUGAAUCAGACUGGACAUCUGAUCAUGGAUACAAGGUUUAUAUCACACAGAUCAACCUCAGGGUUACUGGUGAGUAG
Molecule: messenger RNA, 783 nt
Organism: Colossoma macropomum (tambaqui)
Lineage: Eukaryota; Metazoa; Chordata; Actinopteri; Characiformes; Serrasalmidae
Product: CMRF35-like molecule 8
Exons: 3
Coding region: 364-783 (139 amino acids)
Source: RefSeq, a predicted model, not a curated record